Messenger RNA from Emericellopsis cladophorae, 2064 nucleotides. RefSeq names its product LIM domain and RING finger protein -like protein. NCBI's taxonomy places the organism in Eukaryota, Fungi, Ascomycota, Sordariomycetes, Hypocreales, Bionectriaceae. Gene Ontology annotation, molecular function: ribosome binding; ubiquitin protein ligase activity. Bases 1 to 2064 code for a protein of 687 amino acids. Gene Ontology annotation, biological process: protein ubiquitination; rescue of stalled cytosolic ribosome. The record is from RefSeq and is a predicted model, not a curated record. The transcript has 4 exons.
AUGGGUCUUCGAACCCAUCUACAGGCUCGAAGCAAGGCAGAGGAGGCCGUAGCCGAGGUGGACGGUCAAGAGGGCGAGGAGGAGGAGGAGGAGGUGGUCCGAAUCGCGCUCGCGGCCGUAGCGAGGCCCAAAGUUGCUAUCCAAGAAGACAACGUACCGGAGGACGCCGAACUUUGCUUCAUCUGUGCGAACGUCGUCUCGCAUCAUUCCAUUGCGCCAUGUAAUCAUACAACCUGCCACAUCUGUGGCUUGAGGAUGAGAGCGCUGUACAAGGACAAGAACUGCGCCCACUGUCGAACACCAGCGCCAUUCGUCAUCUUCGCCCAAGACGCCACGAAACGUUUCGAAGAGUUUACCGAUUCAGAUAUGAGCACAGUCGACGAGAACAUUGGUAUCAAGUACGCCAACGAAGACAUUGUCGGCGACACCGUUCUCCUGCUUCGAUACAACUGCCCCGAACCCGACUGCGACUUUGCAGGGCUAGGAUGGCCAGAUCUACAUCGCCAUGUGCGCUCCGCACACCGGAAGCGCAUGUGCGACUUGUGCACUAGGAACAAGCGUGUCUUCACCCACGAGCAUGAACUCUUCGCAGACAAAGAGUUGGAGAAGCACAUGCGCCGCGGCGACGAUAAGCCUGGCUCUGCUGACCAGACCGGCUUCAAAGGCCAUCCAUUGUGCGGAUUCUGCGGAGAACGGUUCUACGAUGACGAUAAAUUAUAUGAGCACUGCCGGAUGAAGCAUGAACGCUGCUUUCUCUGCGAUAGGCGGGAUGCACGACACCCUCACUACUACCAGGACUACAGCGCGUUGGAAUCGCAUUUCAAAAAGGAUCAUUACCUCUGUGCGGACCGCGAGUGCCAAGAGAAAAAGUUUGUUGUGUUUGAUACCGAAAUGGACCUUCAAGCGCAUCAACUUGAGGAGCAUGGAGGAAAAGCCAGUGGGCGCGAGGCACGGACGGUUGAUAUCUCUGGAUUUGACAUUCGGAGCUCUUUCCAGCCCGAAAGGCGAGGCGGACGCGAAGGUGGGAGGGAACGAGGACGUGGUCGUGAGGGUAGAGGCAGAGGUAGGGACCAGAAUGCCGACGUUGCGCCAGCCACAACGCCCCAGGCUCUCAGAAGAGACGAGAUUGCCUUCCAGAGGCAGAUGGCUAUUCACUCAGCCCAGUCCGUCUCGAACCGUACUUUUGGUGGACAACUAUCAGCAGGAGGCCCUGCGUCGUCGACCACUCCAUCGGGGUCUAGGGGCAACAGUCAGUCGACCACGCCUCGACCGCAGGCUACCAACAUCGAUCCCAUGGACACCCAUACGCCCAUUGACCCAGCAAACAUGACGUCCGCGGACCGAGCUCGUCUUGUUCGCCAUGGCGCUGUCAUUGAACGUGCCGCGAACCUUUUAGGCAAUGACGCACAAAAGAUGACCACGUUUCGCGACUCGGUCUCGUCCUACCGAAAGAACAAGCUCACAGCCCCUCAGCUGGUCGACGCGUUCUUCGGGCUGUUUGCCGACACAGCGUCAAGUGCGCUCGGUACUCUUGUCAAGGAGGUCGCGGACCUCUUUGAGGACUCGGGCAAGUCUAGUGCCCUCAAGGCAGCCUGGCAGGACUGGAGGGCCAUCAACGAGGACUACCCAAGCCUGCCCGGGCUAACUCAAAAACAGCACGCGCCUCGGCGGUCCUUCACCAGUGCCGGGCGUCUCCCCACCAGGAUGGACUCCUCGCCACAGCUCCUCAAAAACGGCUGCUUCGUCGUCGUCGUCGUCGUCGGCAUUCCCCUCCCUCCCAUCAGCUGGGCCGUCCAGAGCGAGUGCCUCCACUUCAUGGACCACAGCAGGCAGUGCAUCAUCUCAGCCAGCAGCACGAGCAGCCCCUACAUCCACGACCUUGCCGCGUCGACCAGCGACCCGAGCUGCCAAUGGCGGGGACAACUUCCCGGCGUUGCCAGCCGCGCCGAAGCCGACGACGAGUAUCUGGGGGUACGGCACUGGACGAGGCAUACGACGCGACACACCGGGAGAAACAGGGUUCUCGUGGUCCGGUGGGAGUGGCUCAGCGUCACCGGCCACUGA